Debaryomyces hansenii CBS767 is the source of this 618-nucleotide messenger RNA. RefSeq names its product DEHA2G10626p. The record is from RefSeq and is a predicted model, not a curated record. The coding region runs from base 1 to 618 and encodes 205 amino acids. The transcript has a single exon. Lineage: Eukaryota; Fungi; Ascomycota; Pichiomycetes; Serinales; Debaryomycetaceae.
AUGAGCUCGCAUAAUUUAAAAGAUACUAAGGGUGUACCUCUUCAGUUUGAACAUUUUUCGCCUAAAGUUUCACAGUCUGAUCAGACGAAGGAAAAUAGGGGGGGAGAUAAUGAGCCAAAGAAAAGGCAUUCAGUUCCUAGAGAUGAUGAAAGUAAGAUAAGUAAGACUGUCAAGUUUAUUAAUCAGACAAACAACGAAAAUGUUGAUAUACCGUGGCCCAAGGUUAGUGUUGAUGAAGAUAUUGAACCGUCGUCAAAAAUUAGUGAGUUAGGACGCAUAUUUAUUCACUAUCUUAACGAAGUUGGCAUUAUUAAGGCAGACUUGCAAACCCCAUCAAUCUGUGAAAAGCCAUCGUCGAAGGGAAAACAGUAUUGUUGUUGUUUAAAGUUUCAGAUUAAUUACGGAUUUCAACGAUUUCAAGUUAUCUUAACUUUAAAAUAUGGUAUUGCAAACAAAAAAGUAUUUUCUAACAAUUCUUUUUCGAAUGAUGAGUUGGUGGAUUAUUUAAAGAAUUUGAUUAUAUUCAAAAAGACCGAUACAGGUCAGGAAAUCAAGUUUAACAACCUUAAAUUGUUAAGUGUGGGUUGUAAUAUCAAUGGCCUUGAGUUAGAAAUUUAG